AUGGACAGCGACAAGGCAAACAACCCUACACCGGCAGGUCCCUCUCGACGACGAGGCUCUGGACCAACCUUCGAAGGCCUCAUGAACCAAAAGCGAGCCAGUGAUCCUAAUACCCUUGCUCGCCGUGCUAGUCUACAUGACCAGAAGCCCCAGGCAGGCUUCUUCGGACAGAUGUGGUACAAGAACCUGCCACGUUCCCAACCGCGAGAUGAUCAAGCCGGUUGUUUUGUAUCGCCCGGAUCAGACGCGUUUCCAAUCGAGCCGGGGGCCUUUGAGACAGUGCGGGCGAACCCGCGAAACCUGUCCGCAGAGAGACGCGACCAGCCCAGCCCCAAGUCAGACAACACCUACAGAAACGCUGCGGCGUUGUGGACCUUUUGCCUUCCUACCAAAACUAGCUCCCACGUCUCCGGGUGGCUUCGCACCGGUUCCGGGGACGACCCGGAGUUGGUGCGAAAUAGGCAGCGUUAA
Messenger RNA from Daldinia loculata, 471 nucleotides. RefSeq lists its product as uncharacterized. Lineage: Eukaryota; Fungi; Ascomycota; Sordariomycetes; Xylariales; Hypoxylaceae. The record is from RefSeq and is a predicted model, not a curated record. The transcript has 3 exons. Bases 1 to 471 code for a protein of 156 amino acids.